Molecule: messenger RNA, 585 nt
Organism: Linum trigynum
Lineage: Eukaryota; Viridiplantae; Streptophyta; Magnoliopsida; Malpighiales; Linaceae
Source: the annotation of a GenBank genome assembly
AUGGGUCAGGCAUUUCGUCGAGCAUCUGGCAGAAUCCGAGUUCCCGAUCCGUCCCCGAAGGUAGUUGUCGAUCGCAGACCGCCGGAGAGUGCCGCCGAGAAAGUUGUGGAGGUCUCAAGAAGGACUACCUCAAAACUCGAUAAUCAGGAUACACUUGGCGCUGCUGAUAAUCCUAGUUUUGAUAAUGAAAAUCCCCUUGAAGAAAAGGAUCCACAGUUCGAUGCAAUGCUCAAUCAAAUGGUUGGAAGAAUCAAAACGAAGCCAGGAGGGAAACCCGAGAUGGGUGAGGCAUCUAUAGUACAAAGCCCUAACAAGCCCCUACCAAAGCUACGGAACACAACUCCCGAUGCUGCCAGUAAAUAUGAGGAAAGAGCUGUUCCCCCAGGAACCCUGAAUGUGGCACAACUGCGCCACAUUCUCAAACUGCAGGCGGGCAAGGGUGAAGGAGACAACCUCAAGGCUCCCGUGGAUGCCCACCAAAUCGCUCAACAGUUCCGCCUUGAAGUCGAACAGGUUAAGAAAUUCUUGCAGUUUGUAUCACUUCCAGCAGAGGACAGCAUGAAGAAGGAGAAGGACGUUGAAUGA